This is a messenger RNA of Hippocampus zosterae (dwarf seahorse), 2769 nucleotides long. It is a transcript of the gene rab11fip4a, whose product is annotated as RAB11 family interacting protein 4 (class II) a. The record is from RefSeq and is a predicted model, not a curated record. The transcript has 14 exons. Bases 439 to 1884 code for a protein of 481 amino acids. Gene Ontology annotation, biological process: endocytic recycling; regulation of cytokinesis. Lineage: Eukaryota; Metazoa; Chordata; Actinopteri; Syngnathiformes; Syngnathidae. Gene Ontology annotation, cellular component: endocytic vesicle; midbody; recycling endosome membrane.
CUGCAAAUUUAAAUAACCUAACCAGUAAAUUAUUCAGGCUCCGACUGGAUUCCAUGCGAUCGCUCAUGUGUGCGACAUGAGAUAAACGCUCUUGAUUUCAGGUUGUUAUUAUUCGGACACCAUCGCCCAUUUGCGUCGCAUUUCAUCCUUCUUCAUCAGCAGCGGUUGUUACAGCCGCAUCAGUACCACUUGUUCGACGCCUUUGGCGGGUCGGAUGGAGUCGGUGUUUGUGCAAUUUAAUUAAACGUAUGGAGCGACAUUUCGUGCGCGACCAGACAUUCACAUCACCGAUAGGAGGUUUGCGACGCGUGUAAAGACGAAGGCGUUUUUCCAUCCCAGUGAAUCAUUUGGUGGACAUAGUCGGCUUUCAUCGUGGCCAAGGAGACGAGGUUAUGAGACAUUGACUAUUGCUGUCUUACCUCUAACCAAUCAGUUUUGAUGGAGAGUUCUCAGCGUGACCAGAAUAGAGAGGCAAAAUUGGAUCUUCCCACUAUUUUGUGCACACAGCCUUAUCCAGAAAGCUGCGUGCAUGUUCAGGAGCAGUGUGAAAUCGAAACAUGUAUUGAAAAUGUCGACGUCUCUGACUUCCUGGACACUGUUUGGCAAAACCGGGAGGAAAAAUUUGAAGACUAUGGUGAAAUGAAGGACUCGGAUUACUCUCCAAGCAGCCCAGUCCAUGAAAAUGAAUCCCAAGCUAAAUGCUUCUCAAAUUUGGGAUCCUCUCGUCCAUCGAGUGGAGGACACGCAACUCAGAAAAUGCGGCAACUGUAUUCCAGUGAACUGCUGGAUAUCAACUGUUCACAGUGCUGCAAGAAAGUGAAUCUGCUCAACGACUUGAAUGCUCGCCUUCAAAACAUCAAGGCAAGCAGCCCCAGCAGAAGUAUAUCCAGCACAGCAUUUGGACACCAGCUGUUCCAGGUCAAUCACAAUGUGCUUGAUUCCAGUCAGGGGAGCAGCACAGAGGAUUUGUUCACAGAAAGUAUUGACUGUGAUCUCAAUAUUACAGAGAAGGUGAGUUAUCUUGAAAAGAAGGUGACUGAGCUGGAGAGCGACAGUCUGGCCAAUGGGCAGCUGAAGUCGAAACUCAAACAGGAAAAUACACAACUUGUCCAUCGUGUGCAUGAACUAGAAGAGCAGAUGAAGGAUGUGGAGACAAAGGCAGAUCAGAGUCUGGAGGAAGAGACGAAGAGGCAUGGCGAAGUUUAUUGCAAGAUGGAGAGGGAAAGAAACGCAGAGAUAAACUUUCUGUGUAACAGGAUACAGCAGUUGGAAGAAGAGAAUGGAGAAAUGAAGACGAAUGUGUACAGACACAAGUCUCAGGCAGAGAAACUGGACCAGGAGAAGCAGAGGAUGAUGGACAAGCUGGAGGACACAAGCCUGAGGCUAAAAGAUGAGAUGGACCUCUAUCGGAAAAUAAUUGACAAACUUUGGCAUAAUCGCCGUGAGUUUCAUAAGGAAAAGGAGGCCAUGCAAGAGCUGAUUGAUGAUCUUCGCAGAGAACUGGACUACUUGCAGCUGUUUAGGAUGGAAAUGGAGCAUCCGGGAAAACACAAGGGCCUCUCUGAGCACAAUACAAAGCCUCGAGAGAUGGAAAUGGAACAGGAAGUCAAAAAAUUGAAACAGGAGAACCAUAAAUUGCGAGAUCAGAACGAUGACUUGAAUGCUCAGAUUCUAAGUCUGAGUUUGUAUGAGGAGAAGAGCCUGUUUUCGUGCCAUUCAAAGGUCCAGUGUCUGGCUGCUGAGAUUGACAAUGCUUCACGGGAUGAGUUGGUCGACGCUUUGAAAGCACACGAGGAGAACAACCUGCGUUUGAGGAAAUACAUGGACAAAAUCAUUUUGGCCAUUAUUGACCAUAAUCCCUCAAUCCUGGAGAUCAAAUGUUAAAAAGAACUCUAGAACGCCUCUAUAUCAGACUAUAUUGAUUAAACAGGAACAGGAUGUGUUCAUGAAACAUGAGUGUAAAUUAUUUUACUGUGAUGUGAUUUGUGCAAAAAAAAAAGAUAUCAUUCAGUCUCUCAAACAGUACCUCCAUACUGUAUGUCAUCAAUUCUGUAGUAAUACUAUUACUAAUCAAAGGCUUAUAGAUUUCCACAAACACUACGAAUACUCAAAAAUGUUUCAUGCUGUUGAAAGGCAAAAUCUUGAUUAUUUAUCACUGUCUUAGUGAACAUUGUAUUUUAGGCAAAAAUUGGUGUAAACACAACAAGAUUUUAUUACUUCUCCAAUUGUGAUCCAAAAUACACAAAAAUGAAAGUAUUUUAAAUGUAAUUCUUUUGUACGAAUAACGUUGUUUGUCUUGUAUUGUCCACAAAUGGAACAAGGAACAGCAAGGGUGAACCAUCCCAGUAGUGGCCGGCCUACACAAAGUACUACAAGAGCACAGCAGCGUCUCAUCCCCGAGGUCACAAAGGAACCAGAACAACUUUGAAACAAUUGCAGGCCUCCCUCACCUCCAUUAAGGUUAUUGAUGGCUCUUUGGAAAAGAUUGGGCAAAAAUGACAUCCAUGGCAGAGUUUCCAAAACCACUUUUGACCCAAAAGAAUAUAAAGGCUUGUCUUUAGAAAGAAAAAAGAAUGUGUAUGAUUCCCAAUAUUUUAGGGAGAAUAGUCUGUGAACCAGGCAUAGCGCCAGGAUUUUUUUCUAAGGAGAAGGGGGCCUUGACUGUUAUGUGGUGGGGGUGAGGGGUCGGGUGGUCUAAGAGAAAAAAUAGAUUUCAUGACUUGAAGGUAUGAUUUCGCCGAAAUUAAAGAUUUGGACCCUACCAUCCAA